AUGUUAAAGCGCUGGUAUCAGAAGUAUGGACGCCAUGCUAUGCAAAAGCUAAGAUGCAAGAAAUUCGCUUUGCCAAAGAUAGCUCACAAGAAAGGUAUCGCUUUGCCAAAGAAGAACUUCGAUGUUCCUUCAUUCAUCAAGAAACACCCAUAUUACUUUUUCUACCAACUCUACAAAGGUACAAGAUAA
This is a messenger RNA of Trichomonas vaginalis G3, 189 nucleotides long. RefSeq lists its product as uncharacterized. NCBI's taxonomy places the organism in Eukaryota, Parabasalia, Trichomonadida, Trichomonadidae. The coding region runs from base 1 to 189 and encodes 62 amino acids. The record is from RefSeq and is a predicted model, not a curated record. The transcript has a single exon.